Messenger RNA from Medicago truncatula (barrel medic), 1420 nucleotides. RefSeq names its product meiotic recombination protein SPO11-1. NCBI's taxonomy places the organism in Eukaryota, Viridiplantae, Streptophyta, Magnoliopsida, Fabales, Fabaceae. The transcript is spliced from 14 exons. Gene Ontology annotation, cellular component: nuclear chromosome. The record is from RefSeq and is a predicted model, not a curated record. Gene Ontology annotation, molecular function: ATP binding; DNA topoisomerase type II (double strand cut, ATP-hydrolyzing) activity; DNA binding. The coding region runs from base 12 to 1148 and encodes 378 amino acids. Gene Ontology annotation, biological process: meiotic DNA double-strand break formation; reciprocal meiotic recombination; meiotic DNA double-strand break processing.
AGUGGCGAGAAAUGGAGGGAAAGAGAAUGAAAUUGGAAUCACAAAAAGCAGAAAAUGCGAUUCAUCUACUCGACAAAAUCAAAGAAUUCACUCGAAGUUUACUCAUCAAUCUCACCAACGGAAACUCAUCGAUCAUUCUCAUCAAUCGAUUCAGAAAUCACUGUACUCUUUCAGAUUCCAACUGCUUCUGUGGCUCCGAUUUGCCGGUCGGAAAUGAAGUUCUAACACUUUGCAAGGAAACACGUGUUCAUAGAUUAGGUCAUUCACUCUAUCUUUUACUUUCAUCAAUGUGUGCUUGUUCUUUAAUUAUAUUAUUACUGUUCAAAUUAGGAUUUGAGAACAAACAUAGUUCAAAAAGAGACAUUUAUUACAUGCAUCCAUCUGUCUUUUUAGACCAGUCAGUUGUGGACCAUGCUAUUAAUGAUAUAUGUGUCCGGAUGCAGUGCAGUCGCCAUAACCUCAAUGUGGUUUCUGCCGGGAAUGGGUUAGUUAUGGGCUGGAUAAGAUUUGUUGAAGGAAAAAAGAUAUUUGACUGCAUCAAUUCUCCCAACACUGCCCACCCUACUCCUGUUUAUGUUGAAGAAAUUAAAGAUAUCGUAAGCAUGGCUCAUUACAUAUUAGUUGUCGAGAAAGAAUCAGUUUUCCGGAUAUUAGCAAAUGACCAUUUCUGCAAUGCAAACCAUUGCAUUGUCAUCUCCGGAAGAGGCUACCCAGAUAUUCCUACAAGAAGGUUUUUACGGCUUCUGGUUGACAAUUUGUACAUACCUGCUUAUUGCUUGGUAGAUUGUGAUCCCUAUGGCUUUGAUAUUUUAACCACUUACAGAUUUGGCUCAAUGCAAAUGGCUUAUGACACGAAACAUCUCCGUGUCCCAGAGAUACACUGGCUUGGAGCUUUUCCUUCAGAUUCUGAUAGAUACUUUGUUCCAAAGCAGUGCCUCCUUCCUUUGACUGUUGAAGACAAGAGAAAAAUUAAAGCCAUGUUGCUUAGGUGCUACCUGCAAAGGGAGGUCCCAGAAUGGAGGUUGGAGCUUAGAAUGAUGUUGCAGAAAGGAGUGAAGUUUGAAAUCGAAGCACUAUCUGUUCAUACACUUUCAUUCUUGACAGAGUCUUAUAUACCAUCCAAAAUUCAUGGUAAAGUUAAAAUAUAGCUUGUUGUACACUUGUGUUUUAAAUCCCAAAACAAGCAAUUGGGCUUGCGUUCAUUUCAUAAUGUACCAUUUGUUAUCCUUUUGCAAUGUAAGUUACUCGUCGGUUGCAGAAUGGUUUCAUUGGUAUUUUAGAGUAGCAGGAGGUAAGUAUAGGAUCUUUUGAUCAAUUUUUGUCUUACAAUUAAAGAUUCUAUAAACCAAUAUUAGCAAGGAUGUAACGAGGGAACCCGUAAGGCUGUAAUUAUGCUUUAAGCAGUAAGGAAUGUUUAAUU